Messenger RNA from Amborella trichopoda, 657 nucleotides. RefSeq names its product protein MAIN-LIKE 2. Gene Ontology annotation, biological process: meristem maintenance; meristem development. The record is from RefSeq and is a predicted model, not a curated record. Lineage: Eukaryota; Viridiplantae; Streptophyta; Magnoliopsida; Amborellales; Amborellaceae.
AUGAAUCAGCAUGACCGCAACAUAUUAUCUACAAUCAUCGAGAGGUGGCGCUUUAAGACGAGCACGGGGCACUACGUUGACAUCAGAGAGAUGAUGCCUAGACUUGAAGAUACAAGAAAAAUUCUUCAGUUAAAGGUGCCUGGUGUAGCUGUAACCGUAAGGAGAGUGGAGAACUACGAGAAACAUAUAGUCCGCAUGAUAGGACAACUGGCACCUAGUCGUAACCAUUCCUUUAUCCGACUGACAUGGUUGAGAAACGCGUUUAAUCAGAUACCAGAGAACUAUAACCGUACUACUCUUCUACGAUACACCUGUGCCUACAUCUUAUAUCUAGUCGGGUGCAUAAUAGUUGUGGAUUCCACAUAUGGUACAAUUCCUACAAUCUACUUACAACUUUUUGAGGAUAUUGACGUAGCUGGUCAGUAUGCAUGGGGUGCAGUUGCAUUAGUAUUUUUGUUUCGAGCCUUAUCAAAGGUUGUUCAUGUUGACCAUCAACACUUAAGUGGAUCAGCCACUCUUUUGCUGUGUUGGGUGUACGAGCAUUUCAAAUUGUUGCGCCCAAUUCCAAAAGAAAUAAAGGCAGGGCAACCUAAAUCCCUCAAGUGGGCCCCUCCUAGUAAAUGGUAUAACACUCACAACUUCAAUCUGGUGGGAUGA